AGAGAGAAUAAUUAGGGCGCGUUUGGGGAACAAAAUCCGAGCCUCCAAAGUUCAAAACCCUGUUCUUCUUUCGCCUAUGCCAAUGUUAAACCCAGAAACGAAAAACGCGAAUUGUGGCUGAUUGGUGAUCAAAGGAAGAGAAAGCAACAAUGUUUGGUGCCAGAAAUCUUCAAAGACAUUGCUUUAAACCCCUUUCUUCUCUGUUUCAACUUCAAUCAAAUGUUGUGCCUUUAGCUCACACACCUGAGUGCAGCAACAUUGUUAAAGUUGAAGAGGCAUGCCAAAGAGUUGGUUUGAAUUGUUAUGUUAAGCAGUUGAAUCUUUUGAAUGGAUCAUUGUGGUCUCGAGCCAUGUCAACUUCCAAAGGAAGGAGUAUGCGCAGCAAGGUGGAGAGGCGAAUGCAGAAAGAGUCUGGUAAGACUUUGAGGGAGGUUCGGAGAGCGAAAAAGUUGAAGAAGAAACUCAUGACUGAGGAGGAGAGGCUCGUUUACAAUCUCAAAAGAGCCAAGAAGAAAGUGGCAUUGCUUCUACAAAAGCUCAAGAAGUAUGAGCUACCAGACCUGCCUACUCCUCGGCAUGAUCCAGAGCUCUUAACACCUGAACAACUUCAGGCAUUUAAAAAAAUUGGAUUCCGGAAUAAGAACUAUGUCCCAGUCGGUGUUCGUGGAGUCUUUGGAGGGGUUGUGCAAAAUAUGCAUCUCCAUUGGAAGUUUCAUGAGACUGUGCAAGUUUGUUGUGACAACUUCCCCAAGGAAAAAAUAAAAGAAAUGGCUUCAAUGCUUGCUAGAUUGAGUGGGGUUGUUAUAAAUGUUCAUAAUGUGAAAACAAUCAUUAUGUUCCGUGGAAGAAAUUAUCGUCAGCCCAAAAAUUUGAUACCUAUUAACACCCUUACAAAGAGAAAGGCUCUAUUCAAGGCCAGAUUUGAGCAAGCUCUUGAAUCUCAGAAGCUAAACAUAAAGAAAAUAGAACAGCAGCUUCGACGGAUGGGAGUAAAUCCUGAGGAUCCAGCUGCCAUGGCUAGCAUUCAGAGAGUUGCUUCCACAUUCUUCAAUGCCAUUGACAAGAAAGAAGGAACUCCUUAUGUCUUCCGUGAAGGUAAGCAGUCAAUAAUAGAACCUGCUGCAGGUUUGGAAGAGUCAGAACCUGGUGUUGAUAGUGAUCAGGAAGAACUAGAUCGAUUCAUUGCUGAGAUAGAGGAUGCAGCAGAUAAAGAGUAUGAAGCUGAAGAGGCAAAAGAAAAAGAAGAGUUUGGUAGAAUUAGAUACUGGAACAAAGAAGAAUUUGGUGGAAGAUACAGAAGAUCAGAUGUUUCUAGAAAUGAUGACCAUGAUGUUGAGGCUAGAGGCCAAAGGGUUUGGCAGAGUACACAACCCAAGCGACAUGCCAUAGAUAGUGAUGAUGAAGAGAAUGCUCAUUUUGACAAUGAUGAUGAUGAAGAUGAUGAGUGGCGUUUCAAUAAUGCUGAUGAUGCUAGUGAUCUUGACAGCAAUUCUAAUGGAUCCGAGGGAAGUAGAGGAAGGUUCAAGGAAAGUAGGAGGAAGAGAGAAAAGCAGAAUAAUCCUGAAAUGGGACAACACCGAGAUAACAGAAGUUCAAAUAGACAUGCUGGAGCUAAAUUUAGGAGUAAUGUGAGCAUGGAAGAUUCUGAGUCAGAAGGCAUGUUCAGUGAUGUUGAAAAUGCAAUGUGGGAGUCUGAGGAUGAAGAGAAUAAUGACUCAGGACAUUUGAGAAAGUUCAGUGAAAAUAACUACAACAGUGGUAGCAGUGAUGAUGAUGAUGAUGAUGAGUAUACACAUCAAGCAAUGAGAAACAACAAGAGUGGUGUGAAGAAGGAUCAUAAGGGUAAGGUUGGUGAUUCUGCUCAAUAUCAUAAUAGUUUUGGUGCACCAAAGAGUUUGAGAGGUAAGCAUGGAGUUAACAAAGUUGAUUCUGAAUCCAUAGAUGAAUUUAGCGGUUCAGAAAACUGGUUGUGGCCUUCAGAUGCUGAAGGAGACUACCCUACAAAACAAAAUAGUAAUGUGAUCAAAAGUGAUAUACCUAAGAGGAGAACACCAAAAGAUGCAGAUGAGGCUUGGGACAGUGAUUAGUCCAGUAAUGUGAAAAUUAUCAUCACUGUCACAUGUUAUCUGCAUAAAUCCUCAUGUGAUGUAUGUGGCUGGCUUAUUCUUGAUGGUGUUUGAAGCUUCAGAUUUUGACUAUCUGAAGAAGAAAAUUGUUUUGUGACAUUUUUUUAUUGAAUUAAUCAAUUGGAAUUGAAAGA
This is a messenger RNA of Vigna unguiculata (cowpea), 2260 nucleotides long. Its product is annotated as RNA-binding CRS1 / YhbY (CRM) domain protein. Gene Ontology annotation, molecular function: RNA binding. Lineage: Eukaryota; Viridiplantae; Streptophyta; Magnoliopsida; Fabales; Fabaceae. The record is from RefSeq and is a predicted model, not a curated record.